Messenger RNA from Dendrobium catenatum, 1040 nucleotides. Its product is annotated as glutathione S-transferase U8-like. The record is from RefSeq and is a predicted model, not a curated record. Gene Ontology annotation, cellular component: cytoplasm. The coding region runs from base 209 to 904 and encodes 231 amino acids. The transcript is spliced from 2 exons. Gene Ontology annotation, molecular function: glutathione transferase activity. NCBI's taxonomy places the organism in Eukaryota, Viridiplantae, Streptophyta, Magnoliopsida, Asparagales, Orchidaceae. Gene Ontology annotation, biological process: glutathione metabolic process.
AAUAAGCGCUUAUAGAAAAGUCCUGACAGCAAUGGUGCAUGCAUCAUGAUAUAUAUAUUUUUUUAAUUUGUCAACUGAAUCAGAAGUCCUGCAAGCUAUCUAUGUUCAACUAAUCGUAAUAAAUCUGCUACCACUUGCUAGACUUCAAUGUCUCUAUAUAGCCCUCAAUAACAGAGAGAAAUCAAACAGAUCCGAAAAGUAAAUAGAGAUGGACGAUGAAGUGAAGUUAUUGGGUUCUUGGCUGAGCCCCAUGAGUCGCCGAGUUGAAGUCGGCCUCAAGCUUAAAGGCGUCUCCUUUGAGUUUUCAGAUCUGGAUGUCUUCUUCUCCAAGCCUCCUGAGCUUCUUCAGUACGAUCCUGUGCAUAAGAAGAUCCCAGUACUUCUCCAUCAUGGACAACCUAUUGCAGAGUCGCUCAUCAUUCUCGAAUACAUAGAUGAAACCUGGGCUGAUUCUGGGAUUCGCCUUCUUCCAAAGGAUCCUUAUGAGAGAGCCAUGGCGCGCUUCUGGGCCAAGUUUUUCGACGACAAGUGUAAUCUUACUCUAGGGAUGUCAUGUUGGACAAAGGGAGACAAGCAACAACAAACCUUGGCAGAGUCCAAGCUGAGUCUUACCACCUUGGAAGGAGGUUUGAAGGGUAAAAAAUUCUUUGGAGGAGAUGAGAUAGGAAUUGUAGACAUUAUAGUGUUCUGCUCUGUUUACUGGACUGAAAUAGCUCAAGAAGUGGUUGGAGUGGAUGUUAUCAAUGAAGAAAAGCAUCCUGUUCUAUGCAAAUGGAUGAAGGAAACUGUUAACUCGAAUGUGCUGAAGGAUUACAUGCCUCCAAGAGAGAAACUUCUUUGUCAUUUCCGGACUUAUAAAGAUGACAUUGCUGCUUUAAUGAAUGCUAGAUUUGGUUCUAAUUAGUUGUUUGGUGAAGAAAACAUGAUUGGAGUUUUUACUUUGUAUGCUGUAUCAGUUGUUUGAUGUUGUGAUAUGCAUGAGAUGAAUUUGGUCACUUAUAAAACUACCUUCCAUUUUAAAUUUGCAGGCUUCUUUUUCA